Molecule: messenger RNA, 1648 nt
Organism: Dryobates pubescens (Downy woodpecker)
Lineage: Eukaryota; Metazoa; Chordata; Aves; Piciformes; Picidae
Gene: PIK3R3
Product: phosphoinositide-3-kinase regulatory subunit 3
Exons: 10
Coding region: 7-1398 (463 amino acids)
Biological process (GO): insulin receptor signaling pathway; phosphatidylinositol phosphate biosynthetic process
Cellular component (GO): phosphatidylinositol 3-kinase complex
Molecular function (GO): 1-phosphatidylinositol-3-kinase regulator activity
Source: RefSeq, a predicted model, not a curated record
GUCGCGAUGUACAACACGGUGUGGGAUAUGGACCGCGAUGACACGGACUGGAGGGAAGUGAUGAUGCCCUAUUCCACUGAGCUGAUAUUUUACAUUGAGAUGGACCCUCCAGCUCUUCCUCCAAAGCCCCCCAAACCAAUGACUCCAGUCAAUACGAAUGGAAUGAAGGACAAUUCCAGUUUCUCUCUGCAAGAAGCAGAGUGGUACUGGGGGGACAUCUCAAGGGAAGAAGUAAAUGACAAACUACGAGACAUGCCCGACGGAACCUUCCUGGUGCGCGAUGCAUCAACCAAGAUGCAGGGGGACUACACUCUGACGUUACGGAAGGGUGGCAACAAUAAACUGAUAAAGAUCUAUCACCGGGAUGGAAAAUAUGGCUUCUCUGAUCCACUGACAUUCAAUUCGGUUGUGGAGCUGAUCAACCACUACCGCAACGAGUCUCUGGCUCAGUAUAACCCAAAGCUCGAUGUCAAGUUGAUGUACCCAGUGUCCCGGUACCAGCAGGACCAGUUGGUGAAAGAAGAUAAUAUAGAUGCAGUAGGUAAAAAGCUUCAAGAAUACCAUGCUCAGUAUCAGGAAAAGAGUAAGGAGUAUGACAAGUUGUAUGAAGAAUAUACCAGAACAUCACAGGAAAUUCAGAUGAAGAGGACAGCAAUUGAAGCAUUUAAUGAAACCAUUAAGAUAUUUGAGGAGCAGUGCCACUCACAGGAGCGCUACAGCAAAGAGUACAUCGAGCGCUUUCGCAGGGAGGGGAACGACAAGGAGAUUGAACGGAUAAUGAUGAACUAUGAAAAGCUAAAAUCACGUCUGGGUGAGAUCCACGACAGUAAAAUGCGCCUGGAACAAGAUUUGAAGAAGCAGGCUCUGGACAACAGGGAGACUGAUAAGAAAAUGAAUAGUAUCAAGCCUGACCUAAUUCAGCUCCGCAAAAUCAGAGAUCAGUAUCUUGUAUGGCUCAAUCACAAAGGAGUGAGACAGAAGAGAAUAAAUGACUGGCUGGGGAUCAAAAAUGAAAAUAUUGAUGACACAUACUUCAUGAAUGAAGAAGAUGAAAACCUGCCACACCAUGAUGAGAAAACUUGGUUUGUUGGGGAUCUCAACCGUAUCCAGGCGGAAGACUUGCUCUGUGGGAAACCCGAUGGAGCAUUUUUAAUCCGCGAGAGCAGCAAGAAAGGAUGUUAUGCUUGUUCUGUGGUAGCUGAUGGAGAAGUGAAACACUGUGUGAUCUACAGCACUCCGAGAGGUUACGGGUUUGCAGAACCAUAUAACCUGUACAGCACACUUAAAGAUUUGGUUCUUCAUUACCAGCAGACAUCCCUUGUCCAACACAAUGAUUCCCUAAAUGUCAGGCUUGCCUAUCCUGUCUACGCACAGAUGCCCCCCUCUCUCUGCAGAUAAAUUUGGAGGAGGAGGAAAGUGUUGGCUAUCUUGGAUUCUUUUCUACAGUUUUUACUAGAACUUGGAGGGCAUUCUUUCUCCUUAGACUGCUUGUUUUGCACAAGAAGAGAUUCUGUGAAUGUGAAUCAAAAAGAGGCCUAGCAGCAACAAGAUGACAACGUGGGUGUAGGUGUCCUGGUGCUACUUUUAAAGGCUCAGCUGUGCUUUUACACUGAUACUUGUGUUUCCUUAUGAGGGGAAUAAACUCAAC